CGUACACAGUGCGACUCCGGACAGGAAGAGGCUGGCGGUGUUGUUUUCCGGGAGACCGCGACGGGUGUUGAUGGAGGCGGGGUUGAUAAUUUGAAAUUUCUUUCAAUUUCACGCUUUUCUGUUUUUUGUAAACUGCCUUGCCGGCUACUGGCGCCGUCAAGCCCGCUGGUAGAGUUGUAUUUUUUUGGGGGUACGUAACGGGACCUGUUUUUGUGACGCGCAGGUCUUGGGAGAGAGCGACGGAGCGAGGCUCGGAGAUGGAACCGGUCCGCGUCAAAGAAGAAUCUGACGAGCCGGCCCGAGUGAAAGAGGAGCCGGCGGAACCAGAACCCGUCCCGGUUGACCAAGUCAAAGAGGAGGUUUACGAAGUCCGACUCGUCCACAUCAAAGAAGAGCCCGUCGAGACCGAAGCUUCUGCCCAGGCACUGGGGAGCGAUUCCGGAGAGGAAGGGGAGUCUCAAUCUGGGCUGAACCCGGCAGACGGCAGCCAGGCCCGUGGCGCCGGAGAACCGCGACACAGCUGCCCCGUUUGCCGAAAGGGCUUCCGUCUCCUGCACGGCUUCAAAAAACACCUGCAGACCCACAGCGGCGAGAAACCGCACCCCUGUCCAGAUUGCGGGCGCCGUUUCGGCCAAGCGGGGCAGCUGAAGACGCACCAGCGCAUUCACACGGGCGCCAAACCUUACCCCUGCCCGGACUGCGGGGAGAGCUUCCGGCACUCCAACAGCCUGAAGGUUCACCGGCAGCAGCACUCAGGCGGGCGACCCUUCGCCUGCGAGGAGUGUGGGAAACGGUUCGGGCGUCCGGCUCACCUGAAGUCUCACCGCUUGGUGCAUUCCGGGGAGAGACCGUUUCACUGCGGAGAGUGUGGGAACCGCUUCAGGAACCCUUUCAGUUACAAGCAGCAUCAGGUGACCCACGCGGGGACCAAACCUUGCGAAUGCCCGGACUGCGGGAAGCGUUUCAGUCAGGUGGGGAGCAUGAAGAGGCACCAGAGGCUGCACACGGGGGAGCGCCCGUACCGCUGCCCGGCCUGCGGGCAGAGCUUCACUUACUCCCAGAAGCUGAAGACUCACCGUUGUGAGCUGGCGUGAUUCGGAAGUGGCACGCUGAAAUCGUGAUUUUUUUUUUUUUCUUUUUUCAGUCCUACUUUCUUUACACAAAUGUAUGUGUGUGUUAGAUCGAUAGCUGUGAUUUAGAUAUUUUAUUUAACGUUGUGUAAUCAAAUAAACUACUACAUACAUAUAUAUAUAUAUGUUUCAAUGUUAAGUAUCUGGAAAACUACAAAGCUGGUGUGCAAUUCAAUAUGUUAACAAGGGAACAUUAUUCAGCAGCUUUCAUUGGACUCUAUGAAGCUGAGGGAGUUCAUUCUAUAUAGAGGGGGUGCAAUUCAAUAUGUUAACAAGGGAACAUUAUUCAGCAGCUUUCAUUGGACUCUAUGAAGCUGAGGGAGUUCAUUCUAUAUAGAGGGGGUGGAAUUCAAUAUGUUAACAAGGGAACAUUAUUCAGCAGCUUUCAUUGGACUCUAUGAAGCAAACUUAAUUCAAUUCUAGUGGGUGAGGAUGCAAAACUUUUGACCAACAGCUGUAUAGUGUAUUAAUGGUAAAAAAAAAAAUCUGUAUUGUCUUUCACAGUAUUCCAAUACAGCUGUCUAGUGAACAAACAACUUACGACUGUUGAAAUCCACAGGGUUGUCCCUGCCUCUGGACUCCAUUGUAAAUGACCAGUAUUUAAUGAAGCUUAUGGAUUUGUAAAAUCUGUAUCCAAUAAAGACAACAAA
Molecule: messenger RNA, 1780 nt
Organism: Acipenser ruthenus (sterlet)
Lineage: Eukaryota; Metazoa; Chordata; Actinopteri; Acipenseriformes; Acipenseridae
Product: gastrula zinc finger protein XlCGF7.1-like
Exons: 2
Coding region: 258-1094 (278 amino acids)
Biological process (GO): regulation of transcription by RNA polymerase II
Molecular function (GO): DNA-binding transcription factor activity; RNA polymerase II cis-regulatory region sequence-specific DNA binding
Source: RefSeq, a predicted model, not a curated record